This is a messenger RNA of Poecilia latipinna (sailfin molly), 15906 nucleotides long. It is a transcript of the gene pcloa, whose product is annotated as piccolo presynaptic cytomatrix protein a. The transcript is spliced from 27 exons. Gene Ontology annotation, biological process: presynaptic active zone assembly; protein localization to synapse. Gene Ontology annotation, molecular function: metal ion binding; structural constituent of presynaptic active zone; protein binding. The record is from RefSeq and is a predicted model, not a curated record. Lineage: Eukaryota; Metazoa; Chordata; Actinopteri; Cyprinodontiformes; Poeciliidae. Gene Ontology annotation, cellular component: glutamatergic synapse; membrane; cytoskeleton of presynaptic active zone. The coding region runs from base 264 to 14651 and encodes 4795 amino acids.
AAAACGAAGACCCCCCUCACGGAAAACUGUGGCAACUGUGGUUUGAAGCUGGAGAGAUGCGAGCUACAGAAAAACAACGAGAAACGUAGGAAAUGGAGAAGCGCGACUGGACAGGGAAAUAACUGCAGAAAUCUAAACAAUCCGUCAUGCUUCGGUACUCGAAGGAUCACCGUCUUCGAAGAUAAUUAAUUUAAAAAAAAGGAAAAAAAAAAAGACGGGUGUCGGAUUGAUCUGAGAACUGGGGGGGACGGGAGGGGUCGAUCAUGGGGAACGAAGCGAGCCUGGAAGGAGGCGAAGGGCCGCCGUCUGGUCUGCCGGAGGGGCUGACACCUGACGGAAAGGGCGGCUUCGUCCGGAUCUCCGAUGGCACUCCGGUCAACCUGAGCGAACUAAGCGAGGACGAGAGGAGGCAACUGGCCGCGGCGAUGUCAAGGGCGCAGGGCAGGCAACCUGGAGCUCCGGCUGCUGCACGAAGACCUUCAGAAUCUGAUGCUCACCAGCAGGUAGGAGCCUCCAGGGGCCCUGCAGGUCUAAGUAAGAGUCGAACCGUAGACGCCUUCAACCAGGGUCCGCCUGGCAGGCCCACACCAGGCCGCAGCCCCUCGUCCUUAAGCCUAUUUGAAUCCAGAUUCCGGCAGGAGCCAAAAGGCCCGGAGACUAAAUCGUCCGGCAUGUUUGGCUCCAGCUUCCUCAGCGGGGCCAAUCCCCUCAGCGCCGUGUCGUCAAUGACGUCCUCCAUCUCAUCUAUGGGCGACGCCGUCAACAUUCCCAAGUUUGGACUGUUCGGGGACGAGGAGGAGGGCGAUGCGACAGCAAAAGUGGAAAACAAGCAGGGGGGGAAGCCACUGGGGAAGGGCCCCCAGCAGGGUCAGGGACCAAAGGGACCACAGCAGGCAGGACCCCCAAAGCCAGGUCAAGGCCCCCCUGGACAGGCACCGAGGCAAGGUCAGGGUGCACCCGGUCAGGGACCAAAAUCAGGUCCUCCAGGGCAAGGACCACCUGGUCAGGGGCCGAAAUCUGGUCAAGGUCCUCCUGGCCCAGGACCAAGGCAAAGUCAGGGGGCCAAAUCAGAUCAAGGACCCCCUGGUCAGGCCCCCAGACAAGGUCAAGGGCAAGGGCAAGGUGGCCCACCACAACAAGGACCUGGAAAACCUGGACCAAAAGCUCAAGGGCAGCCGGACCCCAUGCCAGCAAAGGGUUCAGUGGCCCCCAGGCAGCAGGCAGCUGGAAAGCCUGCAGAUGGACUCUGUCCGCUGUGUAAAACCACCCAGCUCAACACCGGAUCUAAGGAGCCACCUAAUUACAACACCUGCACUGAGUGCAAGAACCAGGUCUGCAGCCUGUGUGGCUUCAGCCCACCAGACUCUGCGGGUAAAGAGUGGCUUUGCCUGAACUGUCAGAUGCAGCGAGCAAUGGGAGGCAUGGAUCCUCCUGGCAUGUCAAAGCCCAUGCAAGGCUCUGGCCCACCCUCGCCUCAGCGAGGCGGCAAGCCCGGAAAGCUGCUGAUAAAACAGCAGAGCACCUCCGACCAAGGGCUAACGCCGCCAACGACACCAAGGCAGAAAUCCCCAUGUUCCUCAUCUCCUGGACCCCUUUCUCCAGGCUCCUCAUUGGCAGGGUCGCCCAAGAUUGACCCCAAAACAGGGCGUCCCAUUCAGCAGAGGUCCAGCCCUCAGCAGUCCCCAGCUAAAGCCAAACAAGAAUCGAGUUUCUUUGGGGGUUUGGGCGGCAUCAGCUUAGGAGGGCUAACGGAUUCGGCUAAACCCCCCGCAGCGGCCGCGCAAGCGUCGGAGUCGGUUACGGGGAAACUAUUCAGUGGAUUUGGUGGGUUGAUGGAGUCAUCGAAGCCUCCCACACAGGCUACGCCAAAACAAGAAGAAUCCGUGGCUGGAAAGCUGUUUGGGGGUCUGGGAGGGCUGACGGAGUCAGCGAAACCUCCUGCCGCUGCAUCUCAAAUGUUCAGCUUCGGCUCAUCGCUUCUGAGCUCAGCCACCACUCUUGUCUCUGGAGAGGAAACCAAAGCACCCGAGUCUCCGCCUGGGUCACCCAACUCCAGACCAGGUUCUCCUCCUGACUCUCCUUUCUCUGCACCCGGAUCUCCACCGGACUCCGACUCCGCUCCGGACACCCCGCCUGCCUGGUCCAGAGAGCCCCCCAGGCGCGCAGCCACAGAGCAGGAAGAGAAGUCUACAGUGGCUGAGUCUGCUCAGUCGGAAACUUCAGUUGCCAAGGGAAACUGCCCUCUCUGUAACUUGGAGCUCAACGUUGGCUCAUCAGACGCCCCCAACUACAGUGUGUGCAACGAGUGCAAGAAGAACGUGUGCAAUCUGUGCGGAUUUAAUCCUAAUCCUCAUAUAGACGAGAAGGAAUGGCUUUGCCUGAACUGUCAGACUCAAAAAGCAAUGUCAGGCCAGCUGGGAGACGUCCCUCCACCAUCCACGGCGUCCACAAAGAAGCAAGAACCCGCUUCGCCCCCCGACCUCUCCACCACCCCACUUCCUGCUGCUGUAGAUAGCAAACCUGUAGCUGAACCAGUAGAUCCAACCCCACCUGCUACCGAGAUCAAGGUAGCAAAUGCACCCACACCAGUUUCACCUGAACACACACACACUCCUGUAGAGGCCGUCCCUCAGGAAACGCCUGAUUCAGAAGAACUGAUAACGCUCUCAUUAGCAGAUGAAUCGCCGUCUGAUCAGCAGCUUUUAAAUUCAGAGAGUUUAGCUGAGAUAAACUCAGACAUCCCACCUGUUGAGGACAAACCGCUCAGUUCUGAGAACAUAGCAGAGGACAGUCCUCCUCCUGACACAGAGCUACCUGACACUAACCAACAAACACAGAGCGCAACUGUCAGUCAAAUUCUAGCAGCUGAGGAACAACAGAGUAGCUGUGAGAAAGCGGCAGAGAAUCAUCCCCAGUCUGACACACAGGUUCUUAAUGUUGAAGCGCAAACACAGUGUGGACCUGCCAGUCAAGUCCCAGCAGUCGAGCAACAAGGUAGCAUUGACAUUAGGGCAGAGGGUCUGUCUGUAACUGUUGAAGAUGAAACACAAAGCCGAUCGACAAAUGCUGUUUCAGACACCACAGCUGACUCUGUCAAGGUAGAAACUGGUUCGGACGCCGAGACUGCUCAAAGCGAGGGUGCCGCUCCCGCAGAAGAUCAUAAAGCCGUCGAGUCGACACCUGAGACGCUUCCAGAAGCGACAGUUGAGCCAGCUGCUUCGGUGAUCCAUGACACAGUCACUGAGGAGGCUUCACCUCCGGUAAAGCCAGAUUCGACUGCGACCGACGAAAACGAAAAGAAAAUAUGUGGAGUUUCGACUGACGAACCCCAAAAUAUGCCAGCAGAGGUAACUCUAACAGACGCAAAGUUAGAGAUCGACAAACGAGACAUCAUUGAAGAAUCAGGGGCAGACACUGUUGCAGCACUUGUUUGUAAUGAUGUUACUUCAGAUAAUAUGUCAGCAUCAGAGUUGAUAAGCUCUGGAAACCCUGCUGCCAAAGUCGAUGCACAUGACAACACAGGGCAAGCAUUACAAGCAACACCAGCAAACGAUACAGAAUUAGAGAUUUCUUCGGUCAUUGAAGAUAAAAAUUCUCCUGAAGUGUUAGAGGAAGCUGGUCCGGAAGCUGAAACAAGAAAACAGACUACAGACAACGAAGAGGAGCCAGGUUUGGUAGAUGUCUCUCCUGUUGCAGCUCCAUUAGAGAAAGAAACUAAUGUUCAAGAGAAAGCAAAAAUAGAGAGCGCCGAUGAAACCAAAGACUCUGAGAAAAUUAUUGAUGACAAGAAAAUUGCUCUGGAUAAAACACCUGAGAAAGAUAAUGAACUAGUGGGAGUUGAUGCUGAAGUAAAAGUAGGCACAGUAGAACCAGCAGAAGUGAAGUCAGAGGAGGGGGAAUCAUUAAAAGAGGAGGGAAUUACAAAAGAAACAGUUGAUGACCAAAAAGUUCUCAGAAAACAUGAUGAUGAAGCAUGCUUAAUUGGAGCAGUCAGCAAUGAUGCUGAAAAUAUUCUAAUGGAGGUAGAAAAAGAAAGUGCUGCAGCAGUAACUGUCCCAGAGGAGAUGCCGAAAGAGGAUGCUCACAUAAAUAAAGAUAUACAGCAAGAAACCAAGUCUGAGGCUGUUGAAGGAAGCCCUGUUGAGACGACGACGGCGUCGUUACAGAAAUCCGAAGAAAAAGAAGACUCUCCUGCAGUAGCAGAGGCUGUACCACGGACAAGAAAACAAAGGCUGGCGGAUAGCACUUCAGAGAUGGAUGAACAGUCUGACAAAGCAGCGGUUAUCUCUGAUCCACCAUCUGUCGAAUCAAGACGGCAAGAAGCGAAUGCUGCUGAGGUGCCAGUUAAAAGUGUACAACCUGUGCUAACCUCAGCCGAUACCAUCGAAACAACAAAACCCAGUGAUGAAACCUGUGAGGAGGAAGACUGUGAGGGUGAGGCAGAAGCUGGGUUGAGUGCCACAAAAUAUCAAAAUGACUCUGAGGAAGUUGUUGAGCCAUCAGUCAAGGAUAGGGAGGCAGAAACUGACAAGAAAGAGGAUGAGUCACAGGCUGUCGUUGGCAGCCUGAAGGAAGCUAUUUCAGUAUCUGAAGCAAGUGCAGUGUGUGACAAAGAUUGCAAUACAGUGUUUGAUGCAGAAGUGAGCUCCACUUCAGAGAAGCGUGAAGCUUCAGACCAUGUGCCUGCUGUAGUACCUUCAAUCCCAUUAGCAGAAUCUGAAAUCCAGUCUGUAGUUAGUGAGAACGAUGCCGGUUUGAAGGAGGAAGGCACGGAGGAGCAAAUGGAUGCAAAAACUAAGCAUGUGGAAAAGCAUGGCGAUGACGAUGCAGUUACUGAGAUCAAACAAGAGGAGACCUUGAAACAGCCUGAGUUGAAAGAAGCUAAAGAAGACAAUCUCACAAGCCCAUCAGACCUGGCAAAACUAGAAAGCUCUGUGCUUCCCAUUCUAGAGGCCCAGGUAGACACAGAGCAGGAGGAGAAACAGACCAAUACUUUAAAGACCAGACGCAAAUUGGAGGUUCUUCCUCUCUCACCCGAUUCGCCCAGUUCAGAAGAGGAUAAAAACCUUUCAGAGAAGAAUGCCAAAAGUACUGGAAAGAAAAAGCUUCUUGUGCCAAUUGAUGUCAAGGCAGAUUCCUUGGACGACAGCAGCGAAAGUUUUGGAAAAGAAAGCCCGAUGUCCGGAGAUGAUGAGGAGUUCAUCAGGAAACAGAUCAUAGAAAUGAGUGAGAAUGAGGACGCCUCUCCAUCGGACGAAGAAAGCUUAGUCAGGCGAAAGAUUAGAGAUGACGAGAAGAAGCCAAAUGAGGAGAAGAAAGAAGAGAAAAGCAUAUCAGGAAAAACAAGACGGCUAACUAAGAAAACUACUAUUAGUCCCGAUGAUGAUGACGUUCAGGAAUUCACAGUGUCAGCCGACAAAUCUGAUAUUAUCAAAGAGGAUGAGAAGGAACAAAAAGAAGAGGAAGAUCAAAGAAUUUCUGCACCCCGCAAGUUACAAACUUUUGAGCUGAAUGUAACCAGCAGCCCUAUAUGUAUACCUAGUGCAGAUGGAGAGCCUGAAAUAGAAAGUCUAACAGACUCUCCAGAUGAUCGGUCUCGGGGUGAAGGGUCAUCUAGUCUACAUGCAUCUAGCUUCACUCCUGGAACAUCGCCGACGUCUCUUUCAUCCAUGGACGAGGAUAGCGACAGCAGCCCAAGUCAUGUUCGUACCGGUGAGGGUAAACGGCACAGAAAAGCCAAGCACCGACAAACUGGGCAAAUGCUACCAACUAUUGAAGACUCAUCAGAGGAGGAAGAGUUAAGGGAGGAGGAGGAACUUCUCAGGGAGCAAGAAAAGCAAAAGGGCUCAGGAAAAAAGUCCAAGAAAGACAAGGAUGAGAUUCGGGCCCAAAGAAGGCGAGAGCAUACAAAGACACCUCCGAGCAACCUUUCUCCAAUUGAAGAUGCCUCACCAACUGAAGAACAGAGACAGGAAGCCGAAAUGGAGGAGAUCAGACGGUCGUCCUGCUCCGAUUUUUCCCCUAGUAUUGAAUCAGAUCCUGAAGGAUUUGAGAUCCAUGCCGCAAAAAUUGCAGAAGUGCAAAAAACAUAUCGGCUGCCUAUAUCUGUAUCUCUUCACUCCCCAACAGAUGAUCAAAACACUGAUAAAUCUCAGAAGAAAGCUCUCAAAUCUGCUGAUGAGGCCUAUGAAGAAAUCAUGCUAAAGGCUAAAUCCCCAACAGUCGACACAGGUGAAAUUCAAGCAGAAAAGGAAACGGUAUAUGGUGGCAUGCUUAUCGAAGACUAUAUUUAUCCAUCUCUUCUUGACAAUUCUUUUGAUCGGGAAGAGACGGAGAAAAUGUCUGUUCCUGUUGAACCCAAAAAACUGAGAUCGCCCGAUGAAGUUUAUGAGGACAUGAUCAAGAAGAGAAAGGAAUUCAUGCAGCUAGAACAGGAAUAUGAAAAUAUAAAGCCAAAAAAUGAAGCCCCUAAUCCAAAAAUUGUGUUUCAACCAGCUGAAAGCACCUUCCUACAAAGCGGCACGGUGACAUUAGGCAAAGACGGGAAGCCACUGUUGGAUGCCGAAGCAGCCUACGAGGAGUUGAUGAAAAGAGUUCUAACUCCAGGAACAAGCCCAACUCAGCCUGAGCCAGAAAUUGAAAGUACUUCAUCAAAAAAGGUUCUUCACCCUAUUCCAGACUUAAAGGUAACACAAUGCUCUUCUGGAGAGUUAUCCUCUGAUGAUGAAACUACAGUUAAAAAGGAACAGGUGGUGACGGGAACAUCAGAUAUAACAUCAGAAAAGCAAUCUCAACAUGUAAAAGAAGCAUCUGAGAUGUCCCCUUCAACCACAACAGAACAGACAGAACAGCAGCCCGACAAUGAAACCUCUACUUCUCAGGUUGAACUUGUGGACCUUUCUAGUACUGUUCCGAGAUCAUCAGCUUCUGUUAUUGCUAAUGUGUCACCGCUACCAACAGUCCCCCAAUACACACCUAGUAUAUCUAGUGUAGUGUCAACAGCUCCCCCUGUGCCCCCUAAGCCAAAUAUUUUGCGCCGGGCUAAUUCUCAGGAAAAAGGAGAAGAACCUGUUGCGCCACCCCAGCCUCCUCCCACUCCACCAAAACCCACAGUUUUUCCCAGGAAAGCCCCAGUUCCACUUCCACCUCAGGCUUCAGCACCUGUGAAAAAAUCUGAGCCGGUGACUAUGACGUCACCCCAAGGAUCGCCUGUUCGACAAGUUGUUACUCCAACGUACAAACCUCAUAUUCCACCUCCUGUUCCUCCAAAGCCAGCUAUUCAUGGGAUUGUGGACAGUCACAGAUCAGCACAUGGUGUCAAACCACCAAUUGCACCAAAGCCUGGUUCACAGCCACCUUCACCUGCUCAUGCCCCUCUUCCAACAAGACCUACGGUACUUCCCACUGGUCCAAAUGACUCAGUCCUUAAUUUGAGCCCCUCUACAGAGGGCAAGACAUUUCAACCUUCACCAAAGUCUCCUUCUUCCCCAAGAUAUGCCAGCAAUCUUCGUGACACGUAUGUAGUCAUCACACUGCCAUCCCAGCCUAGCUCUCCAGUUGACAGUGUCACAACUCAAGCCCCCUCUGGUCCUGGACCGGCGUCUCCCUCAAAGCAGGGUCAGCAUGAGGGUUAUUAUCAACCACAGCCUCAACACCCAUAUCCAAAGCAAAAUCAACAGCAACCAACCCCUCCUCCUCAGACAACCAGAGUGCCUCUGGCGUAUACACGUGUCACAGAGUCUAUUGAAAAACAAGAGAUUUGCAGCCCAGAGAAACACGUUUCUAGUUCUUGUCACAUAAUUGAGGCCAUAUCUGCUUCAGCACAGCCAUCUGUUAUGCCUAACCUCAUAUCGCAAGUGGUUACUACGGAAGUUCAAAGAACCACUGUCUCCGUUGUUCAUGAAAGAACACCACCGCCAGUACCAGCUCCAAGAGCAACUGAUGUCCCAAUGUCAAUGGAGAAACCUAAGCCUCAAAUACUAGCACAGACUGAAACGGCCUCACUUCCCUCUGAGGUGGUAGAUCUUAGAACUGUUAAGGUUGAUUCAGAUUCAAACAUGAAUGGCGUUGAUCUGUCCACCGCUCCAGAUUCAAGACGCCAGUCUUUUGUGAGUGAUGUCAGUCGCCACAUCAGUGCAGUGCAAUCACCUGUGGUCAACCUCAGCACUGAAUCCUCCACUGUUUCAAUAGUGGCUGACAGCAUCACUAUUGUGACCUGUUCUGCCACAAUUCAGCAAUGUGACAACAUAGAAGUUUCUCAAGUUUCGUCCGUGCCCCUUCAGUUGACAAAAAAUAAGGCUUUUGAACCCGUUUCUCAAAUUGUAUAUCGACCUGUUGAGUCUCAGCCCUCCACUCUUGCAACAGCAGAAAUCCCAAUUAACCUUUCAGUUGGAUCGAAUACAGGUGCAGUAGGUUUCCAAGCUAUGCCAGUCACUGCUUCAGUCCCUCCUGUGGCAACCUGUGUUGCCAACGGAUUAACUACAGGAAGAACCACAGUGGCAGGAGCUGUUGAUCUUAGUACCUCAAAACCUUUCAAUACUUUGGUAUCGGUUGACGUGACAUCUGCAGACGUGUUUACAACCGUAAUCGCAGACGACGGCAAACCAGUGGAUCUAACAGCAGGGAAGAGAGCUGUGUGCUGCGAUGUUGUGUACAAGCUGCCAUUUGCAGGAAGUUGUGCAACUCAGCAGCCCACCACGCCUCUGCCUGAGGAUCGUUUUGGAUAUCGUGAUGACCAUUAUCAAUUUGACCGAACACCUUAUGGCAUGAGAGGGUUUGGUGGAAUUAAGCCCUCCAUGUCAGACACCAAUCUUGCAGAAGCUGGGUUAUUCAUGUACAAGAGUAAGAACAGUUAUAAUUUCAGUGUCACAACAGAGGGAGCAGUAGAUCUGACCUCAGCGAAGAUAUCAGAUGCAGGUGAAGCUGUUGACUACUCCAAGAAAGGCAGUUAUGCAGGAAUGACAAUCCCCCCAUAUUCCCAUUCAAGUGCCACAAGCGCUGUCAGUUCACUCUUUGGGACAAGUAGUGUUUUAAGGUCAUCAAAUGGAGUGGUCUACUCAUCUGUUGCAGCGCCAGUCCCAUCAACAUAUGCAAUUACUACUCAACCAGGAUCCAUAUUUAGUACAGCUUAUAAUACCUUUUCAGGUAUGCACACAAGUGAUACCAUGCCUUCUUUGUCCAAUCUCCAGAAUUUACCACUUACAAGAUCCCACAGUUUUCUCUCUACCAUUUCCACAACAGAAGAACAAGGAGAUGCUCCUCUUAACCUGGAGAUCUCAAAGGGAGGUGUUGCUACUGUCAAUGGUACAGCUACAGCAGCUGCAUCUUUAUCCCUUGACACAUAUACAGAUGCAUCCCUGGAGGCAAUAGCCGCUUCACUGGAAGCUCUCUCGUCCCCCAUGGUUCCUGGAGAUGGCCAGUAUCAGGCAGAGCGAGAGAGGCUAGAAAUGGAAAAGCUGAAGCAGCAGCGCUUAGCUGAGGAAUUGGAAUGGGAGCGGCAGAAUAUCCAGCGCUUCCGUGAGCAAGAACAACUCCUAGUACAGAAGGAAUUGGAAGAGUUGCAAGCCAUGAAGCAGCAGAUCCUGACUCAACAGGAGGAGGAAAGACAGGCUCAUCUGAUGAUGCAAAAGGAAACGUAUGCUCAACAACAGCAGCAACUUGAGCAAAUACAAAGACUCCAAGAACAACUGCGGCUACAGUUGGAAGAGCAAAAGCUUCGUCAGAUGUACCCAGGUGCAGACAUCCCAGGUCAUGGCGUACAGGAGGCCAUUGUCCUAGGACCUGAUGGAACAGUGCUUUCUCGAAAAAUCACAGAUAGCGGAUGUCAGACAGAUGAAGAGGACGAAGCACUAAGCAAAGCUUACACAGCAGGAAGAAAAAAGAAAAGUGUUAAAAAGAGUGUUGAUAGCUGCGUCCAGACUGAUGAUGAGGAUCAAGAGGAAUGGGAGGCCCAGAGAAGUCGACAAAGCCGUCCCCGUACUGCUAGAGGUGAUAGGGGUGGGGGAUCAGAAAUGUCUCUUCAAGCCCACACUGAAAUUUCUAUACAAACUGACACGGAUGGGAAUAUUCGAAUGGACACUAGAAUGGAGGUGUCAGAUUCAGAAAGGACCUCACCAAAGAAACGCCCUACUCCCUUAGAAAUAGCCCAGUCUGCAAACCUAAAACCAGAAUUUUCUUCCCUUCAAGGGCAUCCUAAAUCGCCUAAAGUACUAUAUUCUCCUGUAUCACCAUGUAUAUCACCUAGCAAAUCCCUUGAAUUUGUGUCCUAUGAUAAGUCCCUAGGCGAUACCAGCCCACAAAAGCUAAGGGAAAGCAUAGACCCAUCAAAAUCCUCUCCAGCAAGUCCUCGGGGACACAAAACCAUGCAGCGAUCGAUGUCUGACCCAAAGCCCAUGAGUCCAACAGGAGAAGAAAGGGCAACAUCUGGUACGCAGUGUGGUGAUGGCCAUCCGGGGAAAGGAUCAGGCGGCACACCCACCGAGACGCAAAAGAAGGUGAAAAGGACUCUUCCCAAUCCCCCCUCUGAAGAAGAGUCAACAACAAGUGGACAGACGGCAUACACCACGAACUCAGCUCGCCGAAGAAUGUGCCGAAAUUCAAACAUGGCACGUGCCAAGAUCUUACAAGACAUUGAUCGGGAGCUGGAUCUGGUUGAGCGAGAGUCUUCCAAGCUCCGCAAAAGACAGGCAGAACUCGACGAAGAGGAGAAAGAGAUUGAUGCUAAGCUGAGGUAUUUGGAGAUGGGGAUCAAUCGCAGAAAAGAUGCACUUUUAAAGGAAAGGGAGAAAAGAGAAAGGGCCUACUUACAGAGUGUCGCAGAGGAUAGAGAUUACAUGUCAGACAGUGAGGUUAGUAACAUCCGAGAGACCAGGAGUGUCGAAGAUGGUGGUGAAGAUGAGGACAUAGAGGACCACCUUCUUGAGCGCCCCAGAACAGCUCCUCACUCAGAACUUGAUGAUUUUGCUCCUCCCCAAACCAAGCAUGAGUAUGGAAAAUACUCUCAGUACCAAUAUCCUCAAAGCCAAUACCAGCAGUCAAUCUAUCAGACUCCACAGUCGUACCAAUCUCACUCCAUCUACUCCUCUGUUCCUUCACUUACCACUGCCCAGCAGCAGAGUUACCAGCAGAUGCUUUUGUUGCAGCAGAAAGCGGCAAGGCAAGCGGCUCUCCUGUCAGAGCUCGAUGCGACUAAAUACGAUGUCAUUAGCCGUCAGCCUGAUCCCACGUCGUCAGCUUAUCUUGGUGUCAAAUAUGACAAAUACGGUAACCAUCUAGACCUCAGAGCCCUGGAGGUGGGAAGCAUAGCAGGUAGCCCAAUGUCAGCCGUUUCUGAUUCCUACUACACAGAGGUGGAACACCACACACCUCGGAGCUACAUGCUGCUGGAAGACGCUGCAGAGUUAGCUAAGACCUCCACAGGUCUGUCUUCGUCUUACAGUCUAGCCGAGCGGGAACUGGCUAAGGCAGAGAAGCUUUUGCGUAGAAGUGCUGCAGAUCUUGGGUCUACUGACUAUCUGGGCUCCACCUCUAGGCUCCAUGCUUUUGGAAAGACUCCUGAUGAAGAGGAUACAAUGGAGGAACCCUAUGAAUUAAAACUCCUGAAGCAGCAGCUCAAGCAGGAGUUUAGACGAAGUACAGGUGGCACAGAAAGCUUAGAACAACUGACGGGUCUCUCCCAAAACUACUAUACUCCAAGCACUGGUGUCUCUAGUUAUUCCCAAAGACACUAUCCAAAGUCAGACAAAUACAGCAUCAGUCGACUUACUCUUGAGAAGCAGGCAGCAAAACAACUCCCAGCAUCAGUUUUGUACCAAAAGCACAAAACUCCAAUACUAGAUCCUAAAAUCUCCUCCAAGUAUUCCUCUAUAACAGACAACAGGGGUUUGGAAACUGAUUAUAACUAUUUGGGCUCUACCAGUGCAUCGCCCAGAUCCAGCAGGCUGCUGCAGGAUGAAAUUACAUUCGGCCUUCGAAAGAAUAUUGCAGAGCAACAAAAGUAUCUUGGGUCUACCUUGGGAGCCAAUUUAGCUGGAUCCCUAAAUUUGGGCCAGAGCUUGGGCUUGGACUCUGCUUAUCCUAGUGGUAGCCGGUCAAGACCCUCAUCCAGACCUACUUCGUGCUACGGCCUGGACUUGUCAAUCAAAAGGGACCUUUCGAGUUCUUCACUGAGGCUUAAAGGAGACGGAGAGUCAUCUGGAGACGGUCCAAGUUAUCAAACCCCCUCUGGUCGCACCAAGCCCACCAGCCUUCCAAUUGUGCAAAGCAGUCGUGGACGAAUUCCUAUCGUGGCACAGAACUCAGAGGAAGAGAGUCCGUUAAGCCCUGUUGGUCAACCAAUGGGCAUGGCUCGUGCGUCAGCUGGUCCCCUGCCUCCUAUUUCAGCUGACUCGAGGGACCAAUUUGGUUCCUGCAUGUCCCUACAAGAUUCCCAGCAGCAGCAACAUAUACGAGAAGAGCCAACAAGGGGUAGGAGUUAUGUGCUGCUGGAUGAUCUUCAGGGCACAAUGUCAGAUAGUGAAGCCCCAUGUGAUUCCAUGAUGGCAUUGAACAGGGACGAUGCAACUGAUGCCUAUCACCUCAGGCGAGACGAGACUGACUGGUUUGACAAGCCGAGGGAUGGACGGCCAGAGAACGGUCAAGAAAAGAGACAGGGAAAAGGUCCAUACUAUCCGUUCCCUCACCUCAGGGUCAAACUGCAGAGGGAUCUCAAAGACCGCAGUGUCACAGGAAAUGGUUUGGGUAUCCGUGUAGUUGGAGGAAAAGAGGUUCCAGGUGGGAACGGAGACAUUGGUGCAUAUGUUGCCAAAGUCCUACCUGGUGGCGCUGCAGAACAAACAGGAAAAAUUCUUGAAGGAAUGCAAGUGUUAGAGUGGAACGGUGUUCAACUGACGGGAAAAACGUACGAGGAAGUGCAAGGAUUGGUUGGACAGCUGUGUAACGAAGCAGAACUGUGUGUCAGACUUGAUCUUAACAUGUUGGCUGAGUCUGAAGAUUCCCAGCAUCUUGAAUUGCAGGAGCCCAGCAAAGGGGAGAAACCUCCCCGAUCUCCAGGCGUUGAUCCCAAGCAGCUAGCUGCCGAGCUGCAGAAAGUGUCACAGCAGCAGGCUCCCAUGUCCGCAUCGUCCUCGAGCCUGGCCGCUCCGACGUCUGCGACGUCCAGUCCCGGUCAGCCUGGAUCCCCCUCCGUCAGCAAGAAGCGCCACGCCAGCAAGACCACAGAAGGAUCCAAGACCCACUCCCACCCCAUCUCUGGAGAGAUACAGCUUCAAAUCCACUACGACAAGCAGCUUGGCAACUUGAUAGUUCAUGUCCUGCAGGCCAGAAACCUCGCACCGCGCGACAACAACGGCUACUCGGAUCCAUUUGUAAAAGUGUAUCUCCUACCAGGGAGAGGUCAGGUCAUGGUUGUCCAGAAUGCCAGUGCCGAAAACAAGAGAAAAUCCAAACAUGCAGGCAAGAGCCUCAAUCCUGAGUGGAACCAGACCGUCAUCUAUAAAAACAUCCACCUGGAGCAGCUGAGGAAGAAGACUCUGGAAGUGAGUGUUUGGGACUAUGACAAAGGUUCCUCUAAUGAUUUCUUAGGAGAGGUUCUGAUCGACCUGUCCAACACAGCCCAGCUGGACAACAUUCCCCGAUGGCUCCCCCUUAAGGAGCAAAGCGAAGGCGACCCCCACAGACGUUCCCACUCAGGCCAGGGUCGUCAUGGUUCCUCCAAGCCCUCCUCGCAGCACUCGUCCCCUAAAGUCUCCGGCCCCGCUCACGACAGCCAGGAUUCCCCCAAAUCAUCUGUCACCAAGAGUCGAAGCCAUGGGAUCUUUCCAGAUCCAGCCAAGGGCCAAAGGAGCCAGCUCUCGCUAAGGCACCAGAGACACAGCGUAGUUGGUGUGCUCACCAUUCAGAGACCCCAGUCUGACUGGCUGCCUGCCCUUCCAUCGACCCUGUCGGCCAAAGGGAGCAGAGCAGACGGCAGACUCCUGAGCCUCAGGAAAGCUGUGUCAGAGGAGAGGCCGCAGAGCAUCGGAGCUCGGUCGAGCUACAGAUCAAGCGACGCUCCAGUUACUGCGGCCUCGUUGGACAGUGGCCUGAGCGGUAGUGCUUAUAGCCUUUUGGAUGAAGAAGGAGAGACGAAUGAAGUGGACAGUGCAAUCUUCCAGGUCCCUCGAUUUGGGAAGAUCCCGAAUGGCACAGAUGUGACGAAAUCUUCAAUGGGACACGGUGAUGGUGAAGGAAAGACUCAGGUGAUGGGGGAGAUCAAGAUCGCUCUGAAGAGAGAGAUGAGGACAGAGGGGGAGCAUCUGGUCCUGGAGAUUCUUCAGUGUCGCAACAUCACCUACAAGUUUAAGACUCCGGACCACUUGCCUGACCUUUAUGUGAAGCUCUACGUGGUGAACAUCGCCACCCAGAAAAGGAUAAUCAAGAAGAAGACCAGGGUGUGUCGUCAUGACCGCGAGCCGUCCUUCAACGAAACUUUCCGCUUCUGCAUGAACCCGACGGGACACUCGCUGCAGCUCUUCCUUGUGUCCAAUGGAGGCAAGUUCAUAAAGAAGACGCUCAUCGGAGAGGCUUACGUGUGGCUGGACAAAAUGGACUUGCGCAAACGAGUUGUGGGCUGGCACAAGCUUCUCGCUAGCACGGCCCAGAUCCACUCGUAGGGAGCCACCGAAGACUUUAAAGCAAAAAAAAAAAAAAAAGAAAAAAUGAUGGGUUUGUUGUGAAAUCAAAGGGAACUUAGCUGAGCAUCUACGAGACUGGUCCCGUUUGGAUGAAUGGAACAAAAGGAGACCAAAUCACUCCACCUCGGUUUGGGGCUUGUUUCGGAUGACGCUCUCGGCACAGGGACCUUGGAUUCACGUUUACAUGAAAACGAACACGUUUACAGGGGGCGCGGGACACACCGUCGUUUUUCCAAAGGGAAGAGACGAGAAACGGCAGGUGAUGUGGCUCAGCAGAGGUCGAGAUCAACCAGGUAUUACACAUACUAAUCCACAAACACACACACGCACACACACAAUUGCUUUGCACAAAGUCAUUUCCACCCAGCAGAGGACCAUUAGCUCUAAAGAUACAGGGGGAAACCAGGGAAUCGACACACUUAUAGAUUUGAAUUUAUUCAGAUGCUUUAUUCAGUGAUGAGUCUUUUCAUCAGCACUUAUUUGUUUUUUUGUUUUUUUUCCAGAAUUGUAUUGAAUUUCAAAGCCUUUUAGAAAUGAGACAUAGAAGGUUCUGCCACAGAAAAAUGCUAUUUAUUUUUUUAUUAUAUUAGCGUAAAAUUCUAUUCUUUCUCUCAGUUAUUUAUCAGAUGUUUUAAAAAAAAAUUCCAUGCUUGGACGGAGGCAUAUUUUCCAAAACACACUACCUACCUAGCAUUCCAGAUCAAGGAAGAAGAAAACCAAGCAUGUCUUAGAUUUUUUUUUUUUUUAGGUUUAAUGAACAACUGUACUUUUUCUCCUUUGUUGUCUAGCUGAAUUUGUUUGGUAAAGAAUUAAUAUAAAUAUAUACCAGAUUGGAUACUAUACAGUAUAUUGUGCGCAUGAGUCUAUUUGGCAUGCAGCACCACAUGCUUUGCCACUAAAAAAAGAAGAAGAAAACAAAAGCAACACCUUUAAGACUCACUCUGUAAAUAGUGAAGUGUCAUAGUUGGAGAUGAAAAUAUUUCAAUAAAUAGAUAUCUUUAUCACAGACAAUCAUGUCUUGACGAUUGUGACAUAGAGGUUUUAUUUAUCCGCGAUGCCCCCGUAGAACGUCAGACGUCGACCGUAGACUUCCUGUUUUGCUUUGUGAGAUCCAAGUGGCUGCGAAAGAGGAUUUGUUGUUCACACCAUUCUUCUGUUUUUGUCAGACUUGAACGUUCCGAGACUUCGAGCUGUUUUGAAAUCAGACAAAUAUAACGUCAUGAAAUAAAAAUUA